Messenger RNA from Glossina fuscipes, 1855 nucleotides. It is a transcript of the gene Droj2, whose product is annotated as dnaJ homolog subfamily A member 4. Gene Ontology annotation, biological process: protein refolding; response to heat. The coding region runs from base 393 to 1595 and encodes 400 amino acids. Gene Ontology annotation, molecular function: ATP binding; Hsp70 protein binding. Gene Ontology annotation, cellular component: cytoplasm; cytosol. Lineage: Eukaryota; Metazoa; Arthropoda; Insecta; Diptera; Glossinidae. The transcript has 3 exons. The record is from RefSeq and is a predicted model, not a curated record.
GUGAAAUAAAAUUUCUGCGCUACGGAUCAAUUUUUCCUGUGAGUUGGUAAUUGAAUAAUUUAUAAAUUUUCAAUACAGAAUAUACUUAAAAAUUUCUUUAACAACUGAAAGAAAAAGAAAACGUCAAUUCGAAGUGAAGAGUCUGAAAGCGAUAGAAAAUUGAACAAAUUUUUCAUUUCAUAUUUUUUAUUCUCCUGUAACAAACGCAUCUUAUUUCUUGUGCGGACUCAUCAUUUGGAUUUACAAGAAAGCUUAUUUCUAUACGAAUUUUAAUUAAUUUUUGCUCAUCAGUCGACCAAUAUCAGUAAGCACGUUUUAUUGUGUUCAGCUGUGCACAACAAACAAAGGAAUUCCCGAACGCAGAAAAUUUACACUAAACGAGAACAAUAGAAAUGGUUAAAGAGACAGGUUAUUAUGAUUUAUUGGGUUGCAAGCCUAAUGCCUCAGCUGAAGAAUUAAAAAAGGCCUAUAGAAAAUUGGCUUUAAAGUACCAUCCUGACAAAAAUCCUAAUGAGGGAGAGAAGUUCAAAGCCAUCUCUCAGGCCUAUGAGGUAUUAUCUGAUCCAGAAAAACGAUCUAUUUAUGAUGAAGGCGGUGAAGCUGCUAUAAAGAAAGGCGGUGCCGACACAGGCGAUUUUCGUAAUCCCAUGGAUUUCUUUGAAAAAUUUUUCGGGGGUGGCUUCUCUUCGGGAAGACGGCGUGAGCGACGAGGAAAAGAUGUUGUUCAUCAGAUGUCAGUUACUCUCGAAGAGUUGUACAACGGUGCAACUCGUAAAUUAGCUCUGCAAAAGAAUGUUAUUUGCGAUAAAUGUGAGGGUCGCGGUGGCAAAAAGGGGGCUACUGAAAAGUGUGCGCAGUGUCAUGGUGCCGGUUUAGAGACGCGUAUUCAACAAAUUGGACCUGGCUUGGUACAUCAUGUUGAAAAGGUGUGCUCUAGAUGCUCGGGAACCGGCGAAACGAUCAACGAGAAAGAUCGCUGCAAGCAAUGCAGCGGACGAAAGACAGUUCGUGAGCGUAAAGUGUUGGAAGUACAUAUUGAAAAGGGAAUGCGCGAUGGCCAAAAGAUUGUAUUCAGCGGUGAAGGAGAUCACGAACCUGAUUCACAGCCUGGCGACAUUGUUAUAUUACUGGAUGAGAAAGAACAUCACACAUUUGUGCACGCCGGCACUGACCUCAUGAUGAAAAUGCCAAUUCAAUUAGUAGAGGCUUUAUGUGGUUUUCAGCGAGUAAUUAAAACAUUAGAUGAGCGUGAUUUGGUGAUAACUUCACCGAAGGGGGAAGUGAUGAAACACGAAAUGACUAAAUGCGUAAUGGAUGAGGGUAUGCCUUUAUACAAGAAUCCGUUAGAAAAGGGUCGUCUUAUCAUUCAAUUUGAAGUCAUUUUUCCUGAAUCGACUCCAUUGUCUGUCAUAUCUGCUCUUGAGCAAUGUUUGCCACCCAGGCCCGAGGUUACCAUUCCAAUUGACGUUGAACAAGUCACCUUGUCGGACUUUGAUCCUAAACAACGUCGAGAACAGCAACAUCAUCGCAUGGUUUAUGAGGAAGACGACCGCUACGAACAAGCACCUAGAGUGCAACAAUGUACCUCCAGUUAAAUGAAUUUCCCUCGUUCCUUCCUAACAGCCCGCGGUGAACUGCACCCUACACUAUUCUCUCUUAUUCAUUUUCCUAGAAAUUAUAACGCAACUUAGCUUGAUACAUAUUUCGAUAACAUAACGAAGAGCAGCGAUUCCAAAUGCUAAAACUUUGUUCUUUCGAUAACUACUUUUCAGGAAAUCAAAAUUUUUGUGUUUUUGUUCAUAAUAUGCACAUCAAAUAAACAAUCAGUGAGGUUUUUCUUUUCCAUAAAAAAAAA